This is a messenger RNA of Choloepus didactylus (southern two-toed sloth), 972 nucleotides long. It is a transcript of the gene PEMT, whose product is annotated as phosphatidylethanolamine N-methyltransferase. Gene Ontology annotation, molecular function: phosphatidylethanolamine N-methyltransferase activity. The record is from RefSeq and is a predicted model, not a curated record. Gene Ontology annotation, biological process: phosphatidylcholine biosynthetic process. Bases 205 to 804 code for a protein of 199 amino acids. The transcript has 7 exons. Lineage: Eukaryota; Metazoa; Chordata; Mammalia; Pilosa; Megalonychidae.
UUGCUCGGAUGUCACAACGUGGCAGCUCCCAGGUCCUGUUGACGUGUUGCAAAUUGUUCCCCGGCAGCCCGGGUCCCUCGUCGAGCGGGACUGCUAUGCGCCACCUCCUCACCGUCCUCCGGGCUUGCGGGAGUGACCGGGCGGAGCAGCACUCGGAGCUCAGCUAGGCCCCACUCCCAGCUGCAGCAGGCUGACCCCUGCGUGAUGACCCGGCUGCUGGGCUACGUGGACCCCUGGGAGCCCAGCUUUGUGGCUGCCGUCCUCACCAUCGCCUUCAACCCACUCUUCUGGAACGUGGUGGCCAGAUGGGAGCAGAGGACGCGCCGGCUGAGCAGGGCCUUCGGCUCGCCCUACCUGGCCUGCUACACCCUGGGCGGCGCCAUCCUGCUCCUCAACGCCCUGCGCUCGCACUGCUUCACGCAGGCCAUGCUGCGGCAGCCCCGCAUGGAGGCCCUAGACAACGCCGCGGUGCACCGUGCGGGCCUCUCGCUCCUGGGGGUGGGCACCGUGCUGGUGCUGAGCAGCUCCUUCGCCCUGGGCUUCACCGGAACCUUCCUAGGCGAUUACUUCGGGAUCCUGAAGGAGGAGAGGGUGACCACCUUCCCGUUCAGCGUCCUGGACAACCCCAUGUACUGGGGGAGCACGGCCAACUACCUGGGCUGGGCCCUCGUGCACGCUAGCCCCACCGGGCUGCUGCUGACCGCCGUUGUGGCCCUGGCCUACGUGGUCGCCCUCCAGUUCGAGGAACCCUUCACCGCCGAGAUCUACCGGCAGAAGGCCGCCAGGGCCCGCCGGAGGAGCUGACCAGGCCUGUCCGCAGCCGGGGGUUCUGGCACCCUGUGGGCCUUGCCAGUGUCCGGGAAGCUGCGGCCGUGGGGCCCUGGCCAGGCUGCCGGGUGACCACUGGGCCCCACCCUGCCCGCCGCCCCCCCGCCACCUUCAGACUCACCAAUAAAGGCGCCCACACCCCAA